This is a messenger RNA of Cucurbitaria berberidis CBS 394.84, 1754 nucleotides long. RefSeq lists its product as uncharacterized. The transcript is spliced from 3 exons. The annotation marks the transcript as partial. NCBI's taxonomy places the organism in Eukaryota, Fungi, Ascomycota, Dothideomycetes, Pleosporales, Cucurbitariaceae. The record is from RefSeq and is a predicted model, not a curated record.
CUUUUCAAAGUAAUUGCCGGCCUGUGCAUUGGGCUCAAUGGCAAACCAAUCUCGUCGUAUGGCAGUGACGUAAAGUCAAUCACAUUGCUUUCGCCCACCAUCUUUCCCAUUAUCUAUGCCGCCAUUCUCGGCAAACUACUUCGGCGAUUGGGGCUUUACAAGGCGGAGCGUGGCACUACAAUCGGAGUUUUGGAGCGACUCAUAGGCUGCCAGUCCAUAUUCUCGACCUUGGAGAGGCAAGUCGGUCUCCGGCGUGUCGACUUUCUAGGUUGCUCCGUUCUACUAGCUUGGCUGCUUUCACCACUAGGCGGUCAAGCCUCGCUGCGGCUCUUAACGACUGAACCACAAGUGAAUACCUUCAACUCGACAAUACUCUACUACUCCAUUGAAAAAUACGCCAACGCAACGGCACUCUUUCGCAAGCCAGGCAAUGGAUCAGCUUCGCCCUUCUUUGCUCCUCUCUUCAUGACUGCUAUACAGACUUCGCGACACCGACUAGGGAAUCCUAUGGACUUAUUUGGCAAGGUUAAAAUUCCAGAUAUCAAUGCCCUGAACACGUAUUCCACCGAGGUAGCAGACUAUGAUUGGCAUCAAGUCAUAAAUGACACGGACGUCCGCUACACAUCCGUCUUCGGUAUUCCCAUUGCUGGAGUGCCUGAGACGGGCAACGCAUCCUUCAAUCUUGUAACGCACUACUGGAAUAUCAAUUGUACCUCCAAUAACAGAGGUGCCCUUUCCAGCCCAUGGCAAUGGGAAUUUCCAAAUACAACCACCCUAGGAGACGCCAUCAAACCUCGAAGCCCCUCAUUUGACUUGAUCGUCAACGAAAAAAACAAUUCAAACCUCACUACACGCAGUGUGGUCUCCAUCCCAUGCAUUGCCGCACCCGUCGUUGUCGAAUCGAAAGUCUCUUGCUACGACAAGUCCUGCAGCGUCCGAGCAAUACGCAAUGUUGACCGAGGGGGCAGCGACCUUUGGCAUGGCAUCACGCCACUCUCCAUCUUCAAAGCAAUAGCCGACCAGAUGCCCGGCGUAGAUGUCAGCACCACGCAGGAAAUCGAGUUUGGGAACGAGCUAAUUGAGCGGUGGAUACUGGAUCCCAACCUAGACCCCGAAGCCUUCGCCGACUGGAUCGACCUGUCGCUCCUCGACAUAUCCUAUUUCAAUAGGAAUCUGCAGAUAGCAAUCAACACGUUCUGGGACUUCACAAUCGGCAAUGUGGUGCGCAUGGAUGGCCUCACGAAAGAGAGCGCUAUCGUCUCGGAACGCACGUGGAAUACAACAACUAUGCUUGUGGCCGAGUACAAAGGCUUGCGUUACGUCUGCCACAUCAAACUUGCGGUGUUGACCAUGGCUAUCUGUCUUGUUCUCUUAAUGGCAGCGAAUCUCUCGAUGAUUUUGGGCAUUGUAACGCGCACACCGGAUAUCCUGGGCUUUGUUUCGGUUUCUGCGCGCGAUAAUCCGUACUUCAAAGGACGUGUUUCGUCUCAUCUCAGCGGCUUGGAGACUGCCCGUGCUUUGCGAGAUGUUCGUGUGAGAGUUGGAGACGUGCAGAGCGAAGCAGAUGUUGGACAUGUUGCGUUGGCAACGAUGGAUGCCAAUCCAGGGCGUUUGUCGUGGACACGGCUGUAUGAUUGAACAAUAUAUAUAUGCAAUAGAUUUUGGGUCCUGGGAAUUGUUUUGUGGUUUGACCUGCCACUAACCAGGCCUUUUGAGAAUUUAGCCCAAGUCAUCAAUCCAAUUUAGUUCACUUU